UGUCGUUGUAAUUUGCUUUAUUACACGAAGUUCCCUCAAGCUUGUUUCAUUUCGCCAUAGGCAGAAGGAGGCGGGUCCAGAAGUGCGAGGCGGGGCUUGCCGGGUGGGGCUGUGGACUGACGCUGGUCAGCCCAGACAGGUGCAGGUCGGGCAGGUUUCCCCAAUAACCCCCUGGAGCGGCCAAACCUGCAGCAACCUGUGACAACUGCGGCUGGGCAGCCUGGCAUUGGGUAAGGUGGUCGCUGAACAGGACGCCCCUCGGAACCCGGACACCCAUCACCUCUUAGCACCUUCCACCCUUGGCUCCCCUUGACUGCCCCAGCAUAGAAGGUCCCCUCGGGUUUUCAGUAAAGUCAAUUCAGGUUAUUUUCUCUGACUCCUUCAUUCAUGUUUCCUUCAUUGCUCUUCUGCUUCUUCCCUUCUGUCUUCUCCCUGAAAAUCUCUGAGCAUUCUCUGAGCUCACUCACUUUUCCCUUCACUCUUCAAGCGCUCUGGGAGGAGUUGUCUGCACUCCUAGGUGUGGGUGCAUGCUUCCUCAUUCAUUGUCUAUUUAAUCCCUGAGCCCGUUCUGUUUGCCUCUGACUUCACUAAUGUCUACCCACCCCAGUUCUGCCUAACAUAGAGCUCAUCAAGCUGAUGGUAAAGUGGAAGCUAAUGGCCAGACAUUAAUGUUAGUGAGUGAUUCUAGCAAGUCAUGCGUGUGUCUAAAAAAUCGGCACUCAGGUGGCUUCUGAGUGGUGGGGACCCAGCUUGGCUGGUGCACUCUCUCCCCCUGCCAAGAUGCCCAGACCUCACGCACCACUGCCCUGUCUGGCCCCUCAACCUGCUUUGGACUGGUAGAAUUGUUUAUACAUGAAGGUAAGUAAGAACAUUCACCCACAUUUGAAGCAUUGAGAAAACCAAGGACGAUUCAGACAAUGAGUGUAUCCUGGGCCCCAAGCAGCUGAGCCCCAUAGAAGCUGAAAUGUGGAAAAUUGGGCUGAAGAUAAAAAUUGAGAGGAAAUCCCUCUACAGGCAGGGAAUGAGAAUGAUCAGUGCUCACUCCUUGGCAAGUUGGGUAUCCUACAAAUUUCCCAGGGGUAUUCUCUGUAAACCUUUGAACCCUGCUCUUCUCUACCAUGUAACUGGCAUCUGAAAACAGUUAUUGAGGAGGAGACUCUUCCAUGUAGCUCUCGUCGUCCCUGCAAGGCUUUAGAGUGCGGUCUGUUAUGAGUCCAGGGCUAUGAGAGCUUGGCUGUAUUCUGCCUUCCGUGGGGACCUUGUUUUCCCUCCUCACCACCCCCAAAGACCUUGUUCAGUUCCUGACUCCUUCUUGGGCUGACUUCUCUUGUCCUGUCUGUUUAGCAUGAAGGCCUUCCCAGGCAGACAUUUGGGUCUCGUGUGCCUGUCUUCAGGGUUAUUGGUAAUGACCCAACUCCAAGGAGGCCUCUCCAAAAGUUUUGGCCAAGCCAACCUGACUCCCUCCCUCAUAAAGACACGCCAUGAAGGCCUGAAAGCUCAGGGCACCCUGUUCGUGCUGGAGGGCUCCCCCUUCCUGAUCAUAGCAGGCACCAUCCACUAUUUCCGGGUGCCCAGGGAGUACUGGAAGGACCGCCUGCUGAAGCUGCAGGCUUGUGGCUUCAACACUGUCACCAUGUAUAUUCCCUGGAACCUUCACGAACCAAAAAGAAAUCAGUAUCAUUUUACACAAAACUUGGAUUUGCAGAUUUUUAUAAUGAUGGCUUCACAAGUGGGGCUGUGGGUCAUUCUGUGUCCAGGCCCCUACAUCGGUAGUGACUUAGACCUUGGAGGACUGCCCAGUUGGUUACUCCAGGAUCCAAACAUGAAGCUGAGAACAACUUACAAGGGCUUCACUAAAGCAAUGAGUCACUAUUUUGAUGAGCUGAUUCCCAGGAUAAAAUCACUCCAGUUCAAAAAUGGAGGCCCCAUCAUCGCUAUGCAGGUUGAGAAUGAAUAUGGCUCAUAUAAUAUGGAUAAGAAAUACUUGCAGUAUGUUAAAAAGGCCCUGGUGAAGAGAGGGAUCGACGUGCUACUCAUGACAGCAGAUGGUGGACAAGAGCUGUCAAGUGGCCACUUGAAAAAAGUGCUUUCUACUCUCCGCUUGAAGGACAUAAAUAAAAAAACCUAUGAAACACUCUUUUCAAUUCAGGGCCAUAGCCCCAUAUUGAUGACAGUGUACACAGCCAGCAAUCCAGAUGUGUGGGGACUGCCUCGCAGUAUUCUGGACCCACACAUGUUAAUGAAAGACGUACAUGAAAUGCUCAACCUUCAGUUCUCUGUCAACUUCCAUAUGUUCCAUGGUGGUACCAACUUUGGCUUUAUGGGAGGAGCCAGAUUAGCAGAGUCCUUUCUCCCUGUGGUCACCAGUUAUGACUAUGGGGGACUGCUGACAGAGAAUGGAGAUUAUACACCAGAGUAUUUCACAUUUCAAGAAUUUUUUACCUCUUAUCUGGAGCUCCCCAAGACCGAGCUACCAGAAUCUCAGCCUAAGAUUGCUUACAAGUCACUGACUGUGACACACUUCAUAUCACUGUGGGACCUCAUACCCCACUUGAAGGAGCCAUUCAGGUCAUUCAAACCAGUCACCAUGGAGAACCCGAAUGUGAACAGUGGGAAUGGUCAGUCCUAUGGCUAUAUACUUUAUGAGACUGUCAUCUUCAAUGGAGGCGUCCUGACCUCAAGGAAUCAUGUUCAAGAUCGGGGUCAGGUAUUUUUGGAUAAGAAGUUUUUGGGCAUCCUGGAUCACACCAACAGUCAAGUGAUUAUUCCCAGGAAAAAUGGCUACAAGGAGUACAUGACAUUGAGCAUCCUGGUGGAGAAUCAAGGCAGACUUGCCUCAGGGAAGAACCUCAAUAAGGAGAGAAAAGGCUUAACAGGGGAUAUCUAUCUUAACAACUCUCCAUUAAGGAAAUUUCAAAUCUUCAGCCUGGAGAUGAGUGUUAAUUUCAUGAAAAGGGGCAUUCCUAACAUCUGGAAACCAGCCAUCUACCAACCUCAGUUUCAGGGCCCUGCCUUCUUCCUCGCUUUCAUGUAUGUUUUUAAUCACCCCAAAGACACCUUCAUAAAACUAGAGGGCUGGACAAAAGGAGUAGUAUUCAUCAAUGGUCGAAAUCUGGGACGCUACUGGAAUAAAGGUCCUCAGGAGACUCUUUACCUGCCUGCACCCUGGCUUCGACCUGGAACAAAUGAGGUCAUCCUGUUUGAGGAAUUCAAACCUGGUCUACAGAUUCAGUUCAGUGAUAAUCCUGAGCUUGGCGUGAUAGCCUGAGGGUAAUUCGUAACACCUGGCACCAUCAUUCUGGCUCUUCCUGGUUGAAAGAGAGAUGAAGACACAACACGUACCGCCUCGUAGGCAGCCGCAACUUUCCUCACAGCCCUUGUAUGAGAGUCAGUAUUUGUCGUAAUACCUGCCUCAACUCCACCAGUCCCCUCCACUGAAGGAUGAGUUCCUCUCACAGCACGAAUGCCUUGCCCUCAGCCUCCCUGCCUUCCAGACGUUUCCACUGUGCUUUCUUAUAAACCUAGGUACAGACAUCCCCCACUUCUUGCCUUUUCUGAGCCUUAUCAUGCCUCGCUGCUGCUUUUUCUCCGCCUGGCAUGCUAAGUGAUUCUCAGGCACUGUUUUCAGGGCCCUUUCUCAGGUUGCCAUGGCAGGGGCACAGCGCGGUCACCAGAGGUGAACUGUUGCAGGCUUUCUGUGUCUGUCCACGGCAGCACAUGGCCUGUGCUUCACUGCCUCUACUCCUGUUGUUAGUAGCAGGUCCAACUAUCCUGUUGGAGACUCAUCCUCGCUCUGGGGAACAGUUUUGUGGGACUAGCGCUCCAGCUCCCUGCCCUUCCUGCCUGUGGCUUCUCUGCCCUCCCAGGGCUGGGCGUGGGACAUACAGGCCAGCAGCUCCUUUCUUUUCCAGGGUAUUGAACCUUAAGUGGUGUGACAUAAAGUAGAACUGGAUUGAGUUGAUUCAUCCCAACAUAGGGUCCUGGUGUCCUGGUGGUCCUGACACCCUGGUUGCUGGGUGCCCCUGGCCUCUCUGUUGACCUCAAGUCCUGAUCUGGGUCUACUACCUAGACCCAGUACUUUCCUCUUUUGUUUCUGAUACUCACAACAAAAUAUGCCUCUUCAGUGCGCACUCUGUCAAAAGCUGUUUGAUCACCAAAUAGAAUAUUGGGGCGGGGGAGGGCGGGGAAGGGAAAUGAGAUCCUCAUAGUACUUCACCCUCCAAAUGUGUAUCUGAGCCACAUGUGGUUUUCUAAUAAAUCAAAUAAAAUAUAAAUGUUAAUGCAGGAAAUGAGAGUUCAUGUUUGCCAUUUGCUUUUGGUGUUGAAAAAAGUG
Messenger RNA from Condylura cristata (star-nosed mole), 4333 nucleotides. RefSeq names its product beta-galactosidase-1-like protein 2. The coding region runs from base 1346 to 3268 and encodes 640 amino acids. The transcript is spliced from 19 exons. Gene Ontology annotation, biological process: carbohydrate metabolic process. The record is from RefSeq and is a predicted model, not a curated record. Gene Ontology annotation, molecular function: beta-galactosidase activity. Gene Ontology annotation, cellular component: vacuole. NCBI's taxonomy places the organism in Eukaryota, Metazoa, Chordata, Mammalia, Eulipotyphla, Talpidae.